Molecule: messenger RNA, 1569 nt
Organism: Pyrenophora tritici-repentis Pt-1C-BFP
Lineage: Eukaryota; Fungi; Ascomycota; Dothideomycetes; Pleosporales; Pleosporaceae
Source: RefSeq, a predicted model, not a curated record
AUGGCGAACAACAUGAAUAAUCUAACUACCCUCAUCAAGCGGCUUGAAGCUGCUACAUCGCGCCUCGAAGACAUCGCCAGCACCGUCCUCCCGAACAGCGGAGUUGACAGCCUCAAUGGAGCCUCCACAGAUGCCACACCAGGUGUGACGGCAGGAAUUGCCAGUGUCGGUGCACCAAAAGUCGUUGCAGAGAGCGUCCCGCCAGCAAUUGAGGCCUUUGACGAGCUGGUCAACUCAGAACUAAAGGACUGGUUGGAGUUGAGCGGCAAGUUGGGAAGCGUCAUCGAGGGCCAGUCCAAGGCAGUUGAAGGGGCAUUCGCCGCCCAGCGCCAAUUCCUCUUCAUUGCCAACAAGGCCAAGAAACCCGAUGACCGUACCCUUAUGGAACUUCUCAAGGAUCUUCAGGCGAGCAUGGAGAAGACAGACGAGUUCCGACAGAGCAACCGAGACGCGGCGCUCAAAGAUUCCCUUUCCAUGGUCGCGGAUGGUGUUGGGUCGCUUGGAUGGGUCGCAAUUGGCCAAGGUGGAGGCAUGAAGCCCCAUGAGCACAUCAAUGAGCUGGUUGGUGGGGCUCAGAUGUACGGCAACAAGGUGCUUAAGGAGUACCGCGACAAGCCGGAGGGCGAAGCCCACGUCAAAUGGGUCCAGGCGUACUACAAGCUCUUCAAAGCUCUCUCCGAAUACGCCAAGAAGCACCACGCUACUGGCGUUGCCUGGAACAGCAACGGCAUCGAUGCCAAAGAAGCCGCAAAAGGUCUUUCGGCCACUUCUAGCAUGCCUCCAGCUCCUCCCGCAGGGGGUAUCCCACCGCCGCCCGGUCCUCCCCCACCACCAGGUCCUCCACCACCACCAGGCGCGGCGCCGGCAGCGAAAAAGGCCACACCCGACAUGAACGCCGUCUUUGGUGAUCUCAACAAGGGAUCAGACGUUACCAAGGGAUUGAAGAAGGUCGACCCAAGCCAAAUGACACACAAGAACCCGUCGCUGCGAGCGACUGCACCUGUACCCACACGCAGUGAUAGCACCGGCAGUUUGGGCAGGAGUAAGAGCCCUGCGCCGCCAAAGGCGAAGAAGCCUGAAAGCAUGCGGACCAAGAAGCCCCCCAAGAAGGAACUGGACGGAAAUAAGUGGAUAAUAGACAACUUCGACUCUCCAGGCGAGAUGAUCGAAAUUGAUGCCGAAAUCAACCACUCCAUCCUCAUCUCCCGCUGCAAGAACACGACCAUCCGCAUCAACGGCAAGGCGAACGCGCUCUCGCUCGAUAACAGCUCCCGCACAUCCCUCAUCAUUGAUUCGCUAGUCAGCUCCGUGGACGUGAUCAAGUGCCCCAACUUUGCCCUCCAGGUCCUCGGCACCCUACCCACCAUCCUGUUAGAUCAAGUCGACGGCGCCACUGUAUACCUGUCCAAGGACUCAUUAGCCACCGAAGUCUUCACAAGCAAAUGCAGCAGCAUCAACAUCAACCUUCCCACCGAAGACGACUACACAGAAAAUCCGCUGCCAGAACAGCUCAGGAGCUACAUCAAAGACGGCAAGUUGGUCAGUGAGAUUGUAGAACACGCUGGUUGA